AUGUCUUCGGAAACAAAACCUUUGCUUGUGCCGCUCCAAGGCAUGCCUUCGCCUUGUGAUGCUUUUGAGAGCGUCAUCAAGAAUAUCACCAUGCUUGCUUCUAAGCCCGAUCUGCAGAAUACAGUUACUCUCCUUGACGAAAUCAAUCAUCGGAAACGGCAAAAUGAGAUCAAAAAAGAAGAAUUGGCCAAGGUUCAAAAUCAUCUUGAAGUUGAUAAACGCAAGAUGGAAGCCGCGAUGCAGGCGAACUUGGAAAUUUACGAGAAGGUCAAGAGAGAUCAGAAAUGCAUCGAAACAGAGAGGGACAGUCUCCAGAAUCUUCAUGCCGAAAAGGUUAAAGAUCUCGAGGAGCGCGCCCAGGAGGUCGAGAGUCUUCAAGCUACCGUAGCGAAGCUACAGUCAGAUCAUUCGCAAGAGACGGUGAAAGAGAGGGAUACCAAAAUCGAAAAUUUGCAUGGCGAAGGGUCGACUCUCAGGACCACGCUAAAUGACCAGCGGAAGAAGAAUGAGGAUCUGAAGAAAGAAAUAACUUUGCUUCAUGAGAAAGGACAGAAGGCUCAGAGCCAGCUUGACAAUCUGGAGAGCUUCACAUUCGGCUAUACGGAAGUUAAUGAGGAUGAGAUGUUAGACGAAUUCAGCGGUCUUUGGGAGUAUGCCACCAAUGAACUAUUCGUGAUCUUGAACCAAAAUCUUGAGACAAAAGUUCUCAGUGACAAACUAAUUUGGGACAAAUUCCGAAAAGACAGCGAGCUCGCAGUCCAACAUCGAGUUCUGCUGCCAUCUUCCAACUCUCCCGCCGCCAAAGCAAUGCGCCUUGUCGUGAUCCUGGGCAUCUUAGCCAGAGAACUCGACAAGUGCAUUUUCCAACCCACUUAUCUUCUCGAAGAAUCCAACCUUAGAGAGAUCCUAUGCACCCUCGCCGAAAAAGAUCACGAAAAAGAAUCAUUCUGCCGCUCUUUACUGCUGUCCAUCGACAACGAUGCCCAACAGGGGUCUCUUCAACUCAGAAUCCAAGCGGUAGUCCGCAAUGUAUCAUCAUAUCUAUACGAUGCGCUCUCGGAACCCCAGUACAGCGAGAUUCGACAAUGCAUUGAAAACAUCGCGCAGAGGGCCGUGAAAAUCUGGCGUCCUAUCCAGUCCUCUCGGAAACGAUACGAGCCAGACUUUGAGCCCCUCAAAUGGGGUGAUGAUGAAUGGUGUCCGUUUCGCUUUCCUGGUGACGUUGGCAAGCUUGAGCUCGAUCCAAAUGUCCGAAAUGAUAAUCUUUUGACGGUUUUCCCUCGCAUCUCCUUGGUGGAGGAUAACAAGCGCUAUCCGCAGACGUUUGUCACGCAGCUUAUGAAAUCGCAGAAGCUGUGCGGUGCGGCGGAGCAAGAGAUGCCGAGAGAGGCUACCAGUCCCAAGCUUGGUCGAAUGUCAUCAAAUGGACAGAGACGGAAGUCUAUUGCCCAAAGCACACCUCACCAGAACGGAGGGUCCUCUUUUUUAGAGAGAUCGUGA
Molecule: messenger RNA, 1500 nt
Organism: Penicillium atrosanguineum
Lineage: Eukaryota; Fungi; Ascomycota; Eurotiomycetes; Eurotiales; Aspergillaceae
Product: RuvB-like helicase 1
Exons: 4
Coding region: 1-1500 (499 amino acids)
Source: RefSeq, a predicted model, not a curated record